GAUUGAUAAGAUCAUGUGGUUCUUGUCUUUUGUUUUUUUUGUGUGAUGGAUUAUGUUGAUUGUUUUUCUAAUGUUGAACCAUCCCUGCAUACCUAGUAUAAAUCCGGCUUGGUCAAGUAAAUGAUAUUUCUAUUCAGAUGAGUUUUUUGUAAAACAAAUUGCACUUAAGAUUAUCAAAAUUUAACAAUAUAUUUUUCAGUAAUUUUUAAAAUUUUUAUCAAGAAUAAGUUUUCCCUCAGUGACUUAUUCAGCUCUGAUUGUACUAAAACUUGGAAUUAUUUGUUUUGUUUAAACUUAUUGUGAAAGUUUUAAAACUUACAAAACAGGGAAGAGUAUAAUGAGCCCUCAUUGGAUUGUUUUUAAUAGAAUUUGUAUUAGUGGGUAUUGUUUGUAUAUUCUGUAUUUUAAAUCUAAUGUGGUAAUAUAAAUAAGUUGUCAAUCAAAAUCACUAAAAACUGUUCCCUACAUAUAAUUUGCUACUUGGUUAUCCAUGAAGCUAAAGUGGGUAAUAUUAAAAUCUCAAAGAUAUUAACCUUAUGAGAAAAGAUAACAUUUCGUAGAAACUGUCAGUUUUUUAAAAAAUUUUAAGCAAUCUGCCCUGUACCAGGCCUGUUAUUAGGAAAUUUAUAAUUUUCAAGUUUUUCUCAUUAAAUGGGACCCAGUUAUCUGGAUUUGGGGCAGUGACAGUGGGAGUACUUUCUUCUGCCACCACUAAGAAGAUCAGGUUGUCUUUUCAUUAGCUUGACCCUGGUACUGCAGCUUUUCUCCUUUCUGCUUCUCUCCUUUGGUGUUCAUCCCCAGAAGCAUCUCUGCAGUAUUACACAUGUUCAGCCAGCCAGGUUUGUUUCAAAACUACUUUAUUAUAAUGUAAUAAAGUCUCCAUGUUCAAGAGGUAAAUUAUAGGAACUUAAUCUCACUAUGUACAGUUUACUUAUUAAUCAAGCUUUUAUAGGCUGUUGUUCUUAGGGUCACCAGUCAGUGGCAUGUAAGGUAACGGGAAGCGAGAAAUAAUCCUAGCCAGAUUAUGAAACAGACAGCAUUGAUAUAUUACCAUCAACCUGGACUUCUUUCUACACAUCAUCUCCUUCUGUGACUGCCUUUUGCACAGCCUUUUGCACUGUGGGUAAAAUGAUAGCCUCCUGAGACAAAUAGUGUUUGCACUCUUGAGGCACUGUAGCCCAGUGAUGUAGCGCAGUUAUUGAGCCUGGCAUCAAAUCCUAGAUCCACCACUGCCUCACCUUGUGCAAAGUUCUUUUCUCAGACUUGCUUCCUCAUCUGCAAAAUUGGAAUAAUCAUAUAACCAACUUAUUCAGAUUGUUUUGAGAAUUAAACAAGCCAAUACACGUCGAAUACUUAGCACUAUGUCUCACAAAUAGCAAAUUAAUAACUUUAUUAAACAAAUUAAUAAAUGUUGACUGUUCUUAUUAUGCAUUUACUGUAUCAUGUUGAAUCCCUAGCUUCUCCAUGGGAUUCUGAGAAUUUUCACUGAGUUACACAGAAAUUACAAACUACACUGUAGAUGCUUCAGGCCUCCUAUGUUAUUAUUUGUGGAGAAGUGGUACUGUGUGUAUUGUUUUUCACAUUUUUAUUAAAUAUUAUGCAAUAAUAAUCGCUACUAUUUGAAACAUGUCAUAUAGCAUUUGAGGCUGUCUCCUGGUCAGUAAUAUUCACCUCAUUCUAAGAUUUAAAGUAUUUCUAGAAAGAUGCCAGAAACUCUGGAGGAAUACUUAAAAUAAUAGUAGACACUGACCACCAAUAAAGUUUACCCUUGUCUUUGUUUUAACCUUCUAUUACAUGAGAGUGCAGAAUCCACAUUCAGUGAUUAAACACUUACUAUCUCCUUUUCUUUUUCAGAAGAUGAAUAAUCUUUCCUUUAGUGAGCUGUGUUGCCUUUUCUGCUGUCCACCUUGUCCAGGGAAAAUUGCUUCAAAAUUAGCAUUUUUGCCACCCGAUCCAACUUACACGCUGAUGUGUGAUGAAAGUGGAAGCCGCUGGACUUUACAUCUAUCAGAACGAGCAGACUGGCAGUACUCUUCUAGAGAAAAAGAUGCCAUUGAAUGUUUCAUGACUAGAACCAGUAAAGGCAACAGAAUUGCCUGUAUGUUUGUGCGUUGCUCGCCCAGUGCUAAAUACACUUUACUCUUUUCACAUGGAAAUGCUGUUGAUCUUGGUCAGAUGAGCAGCUUUUACAUAGGACUGGGAUCACGGAUUAAUUGUAAUAUAUUCUCAUAUGAUUAUUCUGGAUAUGGUGCAAGUUCUGGGAAACCAACAGAGAAGAACCUCUAUGCAGACAUUGAAGCUGCUUGGCUUGCUCUUAGGACAAGAUACGGCAUUCGCCCUGAAAAUGUGAUUAUAUAUGGCCAAAGUAUAGGGACAGUACCGUCUGUGGAUCUUGCUGCUCGGUAUGAGAGUGCUGCUGUUAUUCUUCAUUCUCCUUUGACUUCAGGAAUGCGAGUCGCUUUUCCUGAUACCAAGAAGACCUACUGUUUUGAUGCAUUCCCAAACAUUGACAAAAUCUCAAAGAUAACCUCUCCAGUAUUAAUAAUUCAUGGGACUGAAGAUGAAGUCAUUGACUUUUCACAUGGCCUAGCGUUGUUUGAGCGUUGCCAAAGACCUGUGGAGCCUCUGUGGGUUGAAGGAGCUGGUCACAAUGAUGUGGAACUUUAUGGACAGUAUCUUGAAAGAUUAAAACAGUUUGUGUCACAGGAACUGGUAAAUUUGUAAAAUAUUCUGUAAAUUGUAUGCUGGGUUUUCUUUCGUUACUGAACUGCACUCCUUGGUAAAUAACAUAAAACCUGAAGGUAUUGUUUACAAAUCAUGUCAGUUGCCUUCAUAAAUGUACAGGUAAUGAUUUGUUAACAGACUUAAUGAAGGUUUUAAUUACCAGAACUAGAAACUGGAAAUAACAGUAUCAUGCAGUCAGGCUGUGUAAUUUAUAUUUUUUCUGUGAAUUUUUUUUUAAACAUCAAGAUGAGUACUGUAUGAAAUUUUAAUUCUUUAAAAUCAAAUGCUGUAAAAGUAUUGCCAAAUGCUUUUGCAUAUCAGAAACAAAUUUAUAAAUAUUUUUAAAACAUCUCAAUGUACUAAAUCUUAUCCUGCUAUAUAAAUGUAAUAUCAUUCUUUUAAAAAAAAGUUAUAUAUCUGAAACAGUUCAAGUACUAAAAAUAGAAUAAGCUGUAGAAAACAUACAAGUUCACUAGCAUUGACCUCAACUCUGUUGUACAGGGAUAGAGGUUUAAACGGUUAUUUUAUUGUAAAAUACAGUGAAUUUUCUGUAUUCUCUGGUUAUCAUACAUUUUCUCCUUUUAAAAAAAAUGAUGUAAGUCUUAAUUUUUACACCGUCUGUUAAUUUACCAACUAGUUACCUACCUUGUAAAUGAGAAGUCUUAAUAACACUGAAUUUUAACCCUUUUGAUUUAUAAAUUUGGUACUGUGAGGCAACUACUUAAAUUUUUCGUUUUAGUUAUUUAAAAGGCAUUUAGAGCUUCAAGAAUGAUUUUGUAUGCACUGUUGUUUUAAACUUUGAUUAAUCUCGUAGAAUUACAGUACUUUGAAUACCUGAAAAUUGAUUAGUUGUUCUUCAGGACCACAAACAGACUGGCUAUUUGGUCCCUUUUCAUGUUCCCUUUGGCUAUUUUUAAGAGUAGGAUCCAUUGUUUUGGAUUACUAUCUGAGAAUUUCAUGAAUUUGCUCCUGGCAACAGGAGAUGAGAAAACAUUUAAUUCUUAACUUUUAUAUUAACCAAUACAGUAAAACAUAAAGCUUAUAAACACACACACAAAAAAAAAAAAAAACUAA
This is a messenger RNA of Trichechus manatus latirostris (Florida manatee), 3798 nucleotides long. It is a transcript of the gene ABHD17B, whose product is annotated as abhydrolase domain containing 17B, depalmitoylase. The coding region runs from base 1795 to 2724 and encodes 309 amino acids. Gene Ontology annotation, biological process: regulation of postsynapse organization; protein depalmitoylation. Lineage: Eukaryota; Metazoa; Chordata; Mammalia; Sirenia; Trichechidae. The record is from RefSeq and is a predicted model, not a curated record. The transcript has 3 exons. Gene Ontology annotation, molecular function: palmitoyl-(protein) hydrolase activity. Gene Ontology annotation, cellular component: plasma membrane; endosome membrane.